UCGGCCCCUUCCCCUCGCCACCAUCGAUUUCCAAAUAUACCCUCUGCCCCAGUGCUAUGAUCUUUACACUCGAAAUUCAAAACCUGAUGUAAUUGGAAUACCCAAUUGCGCCCCCCAUGGCCAAAUCAAAACCAUGCCAUAAUCAAUCCCCAGUUAAUGUCCACCACCCUCGAAACAAUUGAAGAUUAAAUUGCACUAGAGAAGGAGAAGUCAAGAGAAAUGGUUGGAUAUAUAUAGUAUAACGGCUAAGUGUUGAGAAUUUUGAUGGCCAAUUUCACAAAAUCCGUUUGUGUUAGCCUGGUUGUCAAAGCCUGAGAGAAUUGGGUGUGCUCUCCCUAAGGUCUCAUCCAUACGGAUUUUGCCAAGGUUUUUGAUGGGCCCCACAAGUGGACGGGGUGAUUCGUCAUGAGAUUAGUGGAUGUGUACAUAAGCUGAUGGGGGGUGAUUGGUCAUGAGAUUAGUGGAUGUGUGCGUAAACUGGUGGAGACACCAAUGUUAGCAAAAUUGGAACGAAAGUAGAAAUCUUUUGGGCGGAAUAUACUUUCUCAUCUUGGGGAUGUUGAAUGAAUGUCUUUGUGAGAAACUUCGGGGAGGUUUGGCUGUCAACAUAGUGGAGUCAUAUCCUGAUCUUGCUUGCAAACAAGAUGAAAAGGGUAUGACCCCUUUGAAUUUCUUGAUCACAAAAGCAUCUUCUUUCAGAAGCAGGUCAUCAUAUGUGUUUUACGAUCUAAGCAGGACAGCCUUCAUCCCCUGGCAGAUAGUUGAAGCUAUAAUAUACUCCUUUAUUCCACCAAUGUAUGUCGAGGCGACUUCAGAGUCACAAGCAGCCAACAAUGAAGAGGCUCCAAGAGAUAAUAGAGUUGGUAUCUCCAAAUUAGAAAGGUCUUUCUUCGCCAAAAAAAUCCUCGGUUGUUGGUUGUUCAAAAACAUUGACGAUGCAAAACAAAAACAUGCACUCACCUUACUGCUGGCAAAUAGAUUGAUUGAAAAAGAAGAUUGGAGUCGUUACAUUAACUUUCCAAGCACAGAUUCUGGAGCCAGUUCAAUUAGAACAUUAUCAUCACCGAGAGCGCCUGACCCACUAAUUCAAGCAACAAAGCUUGGCAUUCUUGAGUUGGUAAUGGCAAUACUCAAAAAGUACCCCGAGGCUGCAGAUUCCUUUGAUGAUAAUGGAAGGAAUAUAUUACAUAUAUCGGUGGAGCUAAAGCAUAGAUUUCUUUAUGACUACUUGAUGUGUUCCGUUGCAUAUAAGGAUAGGAUGUUGGCAGAUAUUGAUUUCCAAGGGAACACAGUCAUGCAUAUGGCAACAUGUUCAGAAAAAAGACCACCUCGAUCACCGGGAGUCACGGAUGAAUUGAUAGCAAAUGUUCAUGGCGGUCAAGGAAACACCAAUUUUCAUGUGGGGGGAAAGCGGGGAAGUGUUGGAGUAGUCAACCAGAUGAGUUGGGAUGUCCUUUGGUUUAAGCGUGUAAAACAUGAUUCUUAUCCGCACUUAUGGCACCUUCGUAACAUUGAUGGAAAGUCAGCAGAGGAGCUAUUCGAAGAAAAUCACUCAGCUCUACGAGAACAAGCCGAGAAUGCAGCUAAGCACGUGAGCAACAACUUGAUAGUUGUGGCCAUUCUCAUCGGCACAAUCAAUUUCGCAGCCCUUUUUACCCUGCCCGGAGGCUUCGAUCAAAACACGGGCAUACCCAUGCUUCUCAAAAGCAACAGGCAAGAAGUGCAGUUCUUUAUGGCGUACAUCGGGUUAGCUCUUUUCUUCGCUUUCCUCUCCCUAGCAACUCUGAUGUUAAUCCAGCUAUCGCGGUUUGACACCAACGAUUUCCACGUAGCGAUACCGGUCAAAACCGUUCUUUCUUGCAUCACGAUUAUCCUCUCCACGGGCUUCUCCGCCACCGCAUUUGGGCAAGGCUAUAUUCUUGAGGGUAAGUUAGGACCCUUCUUGGCCAUUUUUUUGAUAUUCUUCAUGUUCCUCGUUACUAUCGUGUUGGCCCUCAUAAUGAUGGACACAAAGGUGUUGAUAUUCGAUUACAUGUACUAUGCGAUUCGUGAUUGGCUUGUUUAUAAAAGCCCGGACAUGUAAGAAACUUGUUUGUGGAUUUAUAUUUUUAUGUGUGUAUAUGGAGGUUGACAUUGA
Rhododendron vialii is the source of this 2137-nucleotide messenger RNA. Its product is annotated as ankyrin repeat-containing protein ITN1-like. The coding region runs from base 557 to 2083 and encodes 508 amino acids. Lineage: Eukaryota; Viridiplantae; Streptophyta; Magnoliopsida; Ericales; Ericaceae. The transcript has 5 exons. The record is from RefSeq and is a predicted model, not a curated record.